GAGCUGUGAGCAGUUCUCAGAGGUUUGGAUGCACUCGAGACACCGUUCUCAGCUCCUCGGCUCGGUUUUGAUCAUGGCAUAAUCAUCUGACUUCUCUCCUAAUCUUCAUCACUACGGGUGCAGAGGGACUGUAGAGAAUGGAUCAUCAUACUUCAGGCCAUCACAGUCAGUCCAGCCAUGCCUCCAGCUUCCACUGGCUGUCAUUUGCGUACCAGGGCCUGACAGAAAUCCCUUAUGAAACUAUACUCACACAGACAGACACUCUGGAGGUGCUGGACCUGAGCUACAAUCUGCUGGAUGAGAACCCGGUUCUGCUCGGUCAGCUGGAGAAGCUCAGCACUCUGAUUCUGGACUGCAACAAGUACACAUCUCACGUAAAGUUCCCCUACAUGCCCAGCGUGACCACAGUGUGCAUCAACAAGAACAAAAUCAACAAUCUGCCCGUGUUCGUGGAAGAAAUACGACGCAAGUUCCCCAACAUCAAGAUCCUCAGUAUGAUGAACAACGAGGCAGCACCAAGCUACUUCAAUGGAGGAAGCCUGACCCAGUACAAAGACUACAGACAGUACGUCAUCAGUCAGAUCCCAGGUCUGGAGAUUCUGGAUGACACAGAGGUCCUGGAGAAGGAGAGAGCCCAGGCUCGGAAAACCUACAGGCUGCAGCAGAGCAGCCACGGCAGCAGGAAGAGGAAGGAGGACUCCUCCAGGAAACACACACACAUGCAGAAAAAGUCUAAUACGAUCAUAAGACAAUAGCACAGACUUGUAGAUUUAUGAUCCCUUCACUAAGAGUCACAGCUUGAGUGUAACACUGACAACCCUAUCAUACACUGUACACUGUGAGCUCUGUAGCUGCUUGUAGUCACAGCCACACAAUGUUUACACUCUAUAUUCAGAUGUAAAAGCCAUGUUUAAUAAAGUUAUCAAAUUAAAAAUUGAAAUA
Hippoglossus stenolepis (Pacific halibut) is the source of this 942-nucleotide messenger RNA. Its product is annotated as leucine-rich repeat-containing protein 72. The coding region runs from base 138 to 755 and encodes 205 amino acids. NCBI's taxonomy places the organism in Eukaryota, Metazoa, Chordata, Actinopteri, Pleuronectiformes, Pleuronectidae. The transcript has 5 exons. The record is from RefSeq and is a predicted model, not a curated record.